AUCACAUCAAUACCUACCUUAACCAACUCCCUCAAGAAAAGUAUACCAACUAUGGAACUCCCACCUCAAUUGAACCUCCUCCGCCCUCUCCUCCUGCUUGCCUAUUCAGCCUCCUACAUCCCAAUCACAAUCCUCCGCCUCAUAACCUCUUCACCCUCAAAACUACUCUCCUGGUCUUCGUUCCAACACGCCUGGUUUGGAAACUUCUGGUCCUGGUUCGGUGGUGUAUCCCGCGAAAGCGCUGCCGCCACUAUCUCUCCCCUCGUCCGCGCAAAUGUGCACGGUGUGGUCCUCGACAUCGGCCCAGGCUCAGGAGAAUGGGUAUACCUAUACGCAGCGACUGCAAACAAAGUCACCAAAGUCUACGGUGUGGAGCCUAAUCCUGAACAUCAUGCCGCGUUGAAGAGGAGAGUCGAAGCUGCAGGAUUAAAAGGCAUCUACGAGAUUCUACCCGUUGGAGCACAGGACUUGGGUACUGUGGGAUUGGAAAAGGAAUCAAUUGAUACGAUAGUCACUUUGCAGACAUUAUGCUCAUGUCCAGGCCCGCAAGAUAUCAUCAAGAGUCUGUAUCCUUAUUUGAAGAAGGGUGGUAUGUGGGUUGUCUAUGAACAUGUCAAGACAAAAUAUCAGGGCGACUUUGUUGGAUACUGGCAGCCUUUGGUCAACUUGGUGUGGCCAACGUUCUUUGACGGAUGUGAUAUUACAAGACCAACUGACAAGUGGCUUCGCGAGGCCGGUGACUGGGAAGAAAACUCAUUGAGAGCAGGAGAGGGUGAAGGUCCAUAUGACACCAUUCCUCACUCUCUCGGAACGUUGAUCAAGAGAAGAUGAUUCGAUAUCUUGUAUCAAAUGUACAUAUAAAAGCACGUAGAAGUCACACGACAGCAAUG
Messenger RNA from Aureobasidium pullulans EXF-150, 890 nucleotides. RefSeq names its product S-adenosyl-L-methionine-dependent methyltransferase. Gene Ontology annotation, molecular function: S-adenosylmethionine-dependent methyltransferase activity. Lineage: Eukaryota; Fungi; Ascomycota; Dothideomycetes; Dothideales; Saccotheciaceae. The transcript has 2 exons. The record is from RefSeq and is a predicted model, not a curated record. Bases 52 to 831 code for a protein of 259 amino acids.